GAGCAGUGUUAACUGAACUCCAGUGUGACGAUUCAGUGUACAGUUGUUUUACAAGUCUUUACACGAAUACGAGAAGACAACGUGCUUCUUUCUUAGCAUAUGUCGAAUUGCAGUGACUGGAAGGUACAUCCUCAGUGAACAAGAAGUAAAAACAAACUAUGCCUCCUCCCGGUGUGUGUUUAAACAUUGUGAGGGAUCGUCAGAGAGAAGACGGACAGGGAACUCCAAGCAACCCAUGUAACUUUAAUGGUCAGGAUUUUCUAGUGUUGCGUGACUACUGUCUGAGUAAUAGAGUCAGAUUUGUCGAUAAAACAUUCCCACCUGUAAUUGAAUCCAUUGGACAGGAAUUACUCACUCCAGAAGAAAUGAGCAGAGUGGUAUGGAAAAGACCAGGGAACCUACACAGUGAUCCACAUUUAAUAGUGGCUGGGCUAAGCAGAUUUGAUGUUUGUCAAGGAUCUGUGGGUAACUGCUGGUUCCUGGCAGCCUUGGGUUCGUUAACAUUUCAACCAGACAUGCUGUACCAGAUUAUCCCCCAAGACCAAGGAUUUACACAGAAAUAUGCAGGGAUUUUCCAUUUUGUGUUUUGGCGGUUUGGAAAGUGGGUGGAUGUAGUGAUAGAUGACAAACUGCCAACUUUAGAUGGGAAAUACUUGUUUGUUUACCCAAGAAGCAAAAGUGAAUUCUGGCCAUCCUUGCUGGAAAAAGCGUAUGCCAAGUUGUGUGGCUCCUAUUCUAACAUGAAUUCUGGCUUAGUCGCUGAAGCUUUAAUGGACUUCACCGGAGGGGUCAAUAUCACGUUCAGUCUAAAGGAGCCAGUGGCAGAUCUUUGGCAGAUAAUGAAAAGAGCUGAAAGCCUGAAGUCCUUAAUGGCAUGUGGAACACCUCAAGGGAAAACACCACAAAACACAAUGCUGCCAAAUGGAAUAGUGGAAGGGCAUGCCUAUACAGUGACUGGUGUGGCUAAGGUGCAGUGUGAUCAACAAAUAGUGGAGUUGGUUCGAAUGUGGAAUCCAUGGGGCAAAGUGGAGUGGAAUGGCCAAUGGAGUGAUGGCUCUCCAGAGUGGAAUUACGUGGAUCCAGCUAUCAGACAUGCGCUAUGCAAUAACCGAGAAGAUGGAGAAUUUUGGAUGACGAUGAAGGACUUCAAAGCAAACUACGCAGAUCUGAAUAUUUGCAAUACAUCUCCUGAUUUUCUAAAUUCAGGGACUACUUGCAUGUGGGCCAAAUCUGUUCACAGUGGCAGGUGGGUGAAAGGAACCACAGCCGGUGGCUGCUUCAACAACAGAGAAACAUUUUGGAUGAAUCCCCAGUACCGGGUGACACUGACUGAUUCUUCUACACAGGAAGGCCUAACAACCUGCAAUGUUGUGGUGUCUCUCAUCCAGGAACCCACAAACAGAUUCAGACACCAAUCUGUAAAUAAAUAUAUAGGGUUUGCAAUAUACAAGGUGCCUCCUUCAUAUCAGGGAAUCAAUGAAAGACUACCAGCUGAGUUCUUCAUGACUGAACAAAUCAUUGUCAAAAGUAAAAGUUUUGUAAAUUCGCGUUCAGUUACUGAGAACUUUAUGCUGCAGUCUGGGGAGUACUUAGUUGUUCCAUCCACUUACAACCAAAAUGAAGUGGCCAGCUUUGUGUUAACCAUCUAUUCCAAGACCAAGAACUACACAGAAGAAAUUGGCUCCAAUCUAAAUUUAAAUAUUCCAAAGCAUAUCAAUUCUCCUCUUGAAGACAAUGCCCAUAAGAAGGUUUUUGAAAAAUAUUCUGAUGUGGACCAAGAAAUUGAUGCUGCCCAGUUGCAGAUGUUACUUAAUGAAGCAGUUCUGGGGGGAAGGACAAAUGAAACAGGGGGGUUUGGCUUGGAUUCUUGCAAAGGAAUUAUAGCCAUAAUGGACCUCACUACCUCUGGUAAAUUAAAUGCUGACGAAUUUUUACGUCUAUGGAAGAGGAUCACUAUCUACCAGGAAAUCUUCCACCAAAAAGAUGUGUCACGAACUGGAUUCCUUUUCUUACAUGAGCUUCGCAGUGCAAUACAGGCCAGAGGCAUUCAAUUAAACGAUGAGCUGUUGAACCUCAUGGCUCUGAGAUAUGGAGACUCCUCCUCCAGGAUUACUUUGGAGAGCUAUCUGUGCCUCAUGUUGCGACUGGAGUGCAUGGCGAAAGUAUUCCAAAAGUUAUCAUCUGACGGAAAAGGCAUGUACCUUCAAGCGUCCGAGUGGAUGUUUCUUACCAUGUAUUCCUGAAAUACCAGAAGUACUUGAAUAUUGUCUAAAUGCUGACGAGCUGCAAUUUAGACUCUACCAAACUAUGUUAAAGAAAGCUUUCCAGUUUAUUUGAAAUGCAUUUUGAAAUUGUAUUGGAGUGUAAUAAUAUUGCCCCAACAAAAAUAUACUUUAUUAUAUAGCUAUUAUAGAACAGUAUAGUACUGUAUUUUAGUGUAAAAACUGUUGCAAAGAUAUCAGUCUUAUCAUAAUCAUACUAAUCAUUUAUAUAGGACAUUUUUUUUAUUACAAUUACUGUAGAAUGUAGAAUGAUUUCAUAUAGGACAUGUACAUCAAAACACUAGGUUUAGACAAAACUAGGCUUUAGGGCCACCAUUGGCAGUCAAGGUGGUGGUGAAUUGAUUUGACAAGCAGUUUAAUUUACUUGAUGGUUUAUGUUGGGGUGGAAGUCUGCUAUCCAGAAAUGGACAUUAUUUUUGAGACAGACCCACAUGAAACAGUGUUAAAUCUUGGAUAAGGAAGGACCUGUCAGUGGAUCGACUGCUAUACUUAUCCCUGAAUCAAGGUCUGUCAGAUAUACUAUGCUGUAUAGUAUUAUUAUUAUUAUUAUUAUUACUUUUAGUUUUAUCCAAGGUGACUUACAGAGAUUGGGACAGAAACUGACUAUAUAUUAAACAAUGCUGUACAUGUCAGGAACCAUAUGUAGUAGUUUAAUUUUUAAUGUGUGUUUAAUUAUUCACAAAUAAAAAAAAAAUACAAUUAAAAUGUAUAAUGCCAUGGCAUUGCCCGCCAAGGCUAGCACAAGUGUCCCUCAAUUGUGAAAUGCUAGUAAUCAAAAUUUUUCAAUUAUUUUUUUUUUUUUCCUCACAGCUUCAAAGCUUGCCGCUGCAUAAGAAAAAUCUUGAAGUGAAUGUAAUUUUCUUUUCACAAUAUUGCUAUAUGCAACAGUGGCCCCUGGUGGCAGAAUUGACCUGCCAAAGAACAUUUGAUAAGCUAUUGUGCUGCGUGUGUGUGAAUCAUCUCAAACUCUGUGGUCAAUUUUGUUGCUUGCUGAUUGGGUGUUUUAGUUUAGCGUGGGGAAGGGGUUCAGAUAGGCACAUAUCUUUGUAAGGUAGAAGACUGCAAAUUGAUAAACUAUCCUCUUUGCUUUAUUUGAAUGUAAGUGUUACAUCCUAUAUUUACAGACAUCAUGUUUAUAUUCAAAGAUGAAUAUGUAUUGUGACGAAUUCUUGCUUCUGGUUGCACUGAAUGACUGUAUAGUAUAGACUUCCACACACUACCAGGUGUGUUUAAAUAACAAACACUGACAACAGUAGUACAGUUACACUCCGUGGGUUGUAUUUAUUUUUGAAACA
This is a messenger RNA of Polyodon spathula (Mississippi paddlefish), 3577 nucleotides long. Its product is annotated as calpain-14-like. The transcript has 22 exons. The coding region runs from base 159 to 2243 and encodes 694 amino acids. NCBI's taxonomy places the organism in Eukaryota, Metazoa, Chordata, Actinopteri, Acipenseriformes, Polyodontidae. Gene Ontology annotation, biological process: proteolysis. Gene Ontology annotation, molecular function: calcium-dependent cysteine-type endopeptidase activity. The record is from RefSeq and is a predicted model, not a curated record. Gene Ontology annotation, cellular component: cytoplasm.